AUGUUAACAUUGACACUGUGGCGAGCCGCGUCACCACAAUAUUCUCUCCCGGCGGUUACACUGCCGUGGUUGGCACCACCACUCGGUGUCCAACGGCGUCCCUUCGGCCUGGGUCCCUCAUCAUUAUUCAGCAAAACGCCAACGCGUAACUAUUUCGAUUCUCGACUCACUCAUUUUCAACCAUUUUCUCCAUUCUCUACUCUGGAUAGAAACGCGUUUUCAGCUACCGACGGCCUGAUUUGCUCCAGCUUCGAGACGUGCCGAGCUAGUACAGUCACUGGAGACGGUGGUGUUUUUAAAAUCGUAUAG
Molecule: messenger RNA, 309 nt
Organism: Macrosiphum euphorbiae (potato aphid)
Lineage: Eukaryota; Metazoa; Arthropoda; Insecta; Hemiptera; Aphididae
Source: the annotation of a GenBank genome assembly